AUGUCGUCGACACUCGAUCCACCGCAUCCUCCAACUCUCGCCGCUCCCGACUCGCCUCGACAACCCAGCUCUUCCACCUCGAAGAUCCCCCGUCGACGACCAUCGACGCAACUUGGCGAGGCAACUCGUCCCGGCGUCACAUCUGGCUCGCGCGUUGUGUCCAGUCCUGUCAUGCUGUCCAGCGGGCGAGUUGGUGGAGAAGACGGCAAUCGAGGAGGACAUUCUCGCAAGUCGAGUCGGAGUGGUGUCGGGCUAGGCGUCUUGUCGACAGAGUUGCCAGCUCAGCCCGCCGCGGCCGACACGUUGCAGGGGAGGCGGAGGACGAGUAUGAGUGGAGCGUCGACCCCUCGAUUGUCGAAUCAGCCCGAGAUGCGACGCACACCCUCACUCUCCAUCUACAUCCCCGCUACUCCCUCACCUUCUGCCGCCUCGCCCUCUACGUCUCAUCAAGCUGACCCUCGACGGCGACCACCUCCGACUUUCCAGUCACCCAUCUCUGCCAGCGACCACCCCGCCUCGUCCUUCUCCUCUCCCUCCGCCCCGCCUCUCGCGCACCAACCUCGCCGAUGCUCUCGCUUCAACCGACCACCUCGCACUCCCUAUCCUCACCACGCCCAAGCAACGGGCAAAUCCCCUCAAACGCCUCACAUGUCCGAACACUCGCCCCACCCGCAUUCUCACGGCCCUCACGCUCGACACCUUCGCUCGCCGUCUGCUUCGUCGACGCUCACGGUCGGCACGACGUAUACGUACACGAGCUUCGACCUGCAGCACCCGAAGACGCCGAGGGAGGAACGGGAAGAGAGGGAGGCGCUGGCGAGGGCGGAGAGGGAGAGGAGCGGGCUAGGGUUGUUGAGGUGGUUGUGGCGAGGACGGCGAGGGGCGCGACGGGAGGACGAGGAGGAAGCGGUAGACGAGCGGUCGGCGUUGUUGCGCCGAGAUGGAGGCGGCGAGGCAAUGGAGCAAGACGGCGGGCGGCCGAAGGAGAUGACCAAGUGGGAAUACGUCUGGUCGGAGACGGUUUGCUACGCCAAGCACAUGCUUCCGCCGAUUCUCUUCUUCGUCGUCUUGGUCCUCGUCAUUGCGCUGCUUGCGUCUCACCAAGCCGUACGCCGUAUUGUGCACCCGCCAAAGCUCUGA
Rhodotorula toruloides NP11 is the source of this 1140-nucleotide messenger RNA. RefSeq lists its product as uncharacterized. The record is from RefSeq and is a predicted model, not a curated record. The transcript has 2 exons. NCBI's taxonomy places the organism in Eukaryota, Fungi, Basidiomycota, Microbotryomycetes, Sporidiobolales, Sporidiobolaceae. The coding region runs from base 1 to 1140 and encodes 379 amino acids.